AUGAUCAUUCUACUUUCACUUUGGCGAUGAGUUACCUUCUGGAGACGUUAGAGACAAAGGAAGCAGUAGAUCGGGCUAUCACGGAGACAACAGAUGUAGUUUUAAUUCUGCGGUUCGGGAGAGAUGACGACUCUACCUGUCUACAACAGGAUCAUUUGCUUGCCAAAUGUGCUCCAGAAUUGGGGAAUAUGGCUAAAAUCUUUUCUGUGGAUGUUGACAAAGUCCCAGUUUACACCAAGUAUUUUGACAUAACCUUGAUACCGUCCACCAUAUUCUUCUUCAAUGCUCAGCAUAUGAAGGUCGACUGGGGCACCCCAGAUCACACCAAAUUUAUCGGCAGUUUCCGUAACAAGCAGGAUUUGAUUGAUGUUGUAGAAGUUAUUUAUAGAGGAGCAAUGAAGGGCAAGGUCAUUGUGACUAGCCCACUUGACCCGGCUAAUGUACCAAAAUACGAUCUGAUUUACAAAGACAUUUGAGAAGCUGAAAAAUUCUCUCUGAAGAUAAAAUUUAAUUGCAGAUGGAUUAGAGCAUUAGGGAUCGUGAAGUAAUGCCAGCACCUAGCUUAUAACUAUGGACAGUAUAAAUAUGGCUGGAUUGUGUUAAAAGUAGUGCUGAGAGCAAUACAGUCAUAAAAACGUUGAACUUCUACCAUCCCUGUUUAGAUCUCCAACCAUCCAAUGCAUCAAGUUGUGUAGAAGUGGAAGAUGACGUGAAUUCAUUUGUCAGAAGGACGUGACUUGAAUGUUGACCAUGUACGAUAUAUGUUAUAUCUGUAUUCCAAUACACUGAACAUGCAAAAGUGUAGAAUUAAAAUGUGGAAAUGAA
Ostrea edulis (European flat oyster) is the source of this 825-nucleotide messenger RNA. Its product is annotated as thioredoxin-like protein 4B. The transcript has 3 exons. Gene Ontology annotation, cellular component: U5 snRNP; spliceosomal complex; U4/U6 x U5 tri-snRNP complex. NCBI's taxonomy places the organism in Eukaryota, Metazoa, Mollusca, Bivalvia, Ostreida, Ostreidae. Gene Ontology annotation, biological process: mRNA splicing, via spliceosome. The record is from RefSeq and is a predicted model, not a curated record. The coding region runs from base 27 to 476 and encodes 149 amino acids.